Fonsecaea nubica is the source of this 1659-nucleotide messenger RNA. RefSeq lists its product as hypothetical. Gene Ontology annotation, biological process: transmembrane transport. The transcript is spliced from 8 exons. Gene Ontology annotation, molecular function: transmembrane transporter activity. NCBI's taxonomy places the organism in Eukaryota, Fungi, Ascomycota, Eurotiomycetes, Chaetothyriales, Herpotrichiellaceae. Gene Ontology annotation, cellular component: membrane. Bases 1 to 1659 code for a protein of 552 amino acids. The record is from RefSeq and is a predicted model, not a curated record.
AUGUUUGGCUGGAAAGAAGCAAAGGCAGCCGCCGAGGCUGAGGGCAUCUACAUUGGAGGCUGGGGCCUUCGUAACGCCUUCUGGCCAAAACGUGUCGAUGGUCACCAUGCAAGCAGCCAAGAUAGGAUCGAGCAUGUUGCAGCAGUCCAGGACUGGAGUGAGGAGGAGGAGAGGAAGCUGGUGAGGAAGCUUGACGCACGAGUCUUGUUCCCUUGCUGCAUCAUAUACUUCCUGGCAUACCUGGAUCGGGCCAAUAUGGGAUUCGUCAACGUCCUGCAAGCUGGCAAGUCCAGCAGCUUCGAGGAGACUCUACAUCUCAAGGGAUCGGACUUCAACUGGGCCGUAUCCGUCACUUACUUCAUGGUCACCGUCCUUCUGAUCCCAUCCAAUCUGUUGAUGAAGCGCUUCUCUGGGAAACUAUACUUUCCCGUCAUCAUGGUUCUCUGGGGUGCGAUUGUCAUGUGCAUCGGCGCCGUUCACAGCAGAGCCGGCUUGCUUGCUGCUCGUUUCUUCCUGGGUGUUCCUGAAUCCGGCGUCGUGCCCGCCUGCAUCAUGUACUUUUCCUUCUGGUAUAAGCCGCACGAGCGAGCCUGGCGGAUUGGUGUCUUCCAUGCUGCCAAUUCACUCGCUUCGGGAGUUGGAGGGUUUUUGGCCGUGGGAAUCGAUCAUCUCAACGGAAAAGGUGGGCUGGAGAGUUGGCGAUGGCUGUUUCUCAUCGAGGGAGCCAUGCCGAUUGUCUGUGCAAUCCCCGUUCACUUUCUCCUCCUGACCUUCCCCGAGGAUUCGAAAUCAUUGUCUGAGCGAGAACGUUACAUUGCCGUCAAUCGUUUUGGCCGUGGAGCAACUCGCAAGACAGACGUUACAUGGGACUGGCCGGCUUUCUUCAACGUUAUGACUCGACCGUCAACAUAUGUCUUCUUCGUGUCGUAUCUUUGCCUGUUGAUCGUCGCUGUGGCCCUCGGGACGUUCUUGCCGACCAUCUUGAAAGUGUUUGCCAAAUUCAGCAGCACCAAGGCCAACGAAUACACCUCGGCCGUGUACUUUGUGGCGAUUGUCGUAUAUACCUUCUGGAGUUGGCACUCGGACUGGACGCGUGAGCGAAUCUGGCAUUAUAUCAUCCCGGCAGCCAUGGCUAUUCCCUGCUUCGCCAUCUGGACCCAUGUGGCAGCACAGAAGAGUUUCGGUGACAUGACGCCGAUCCAGCUCUACGGACUGGCGUUCCUCGGCAACAUGGUCUCAAUCGCACAGCCAGCGGCAUUGGCAUAUCGAACCUCGACAUUGUAUGGAGCGGCGGAACAAGCCAUCGGUGGAGCGACUGCCAUUGCAUCACUAUCAAUUGCAAGUAUCAUCGGUCCUCAGAUUUUCCCAAGCUCAGACGCCCCUUGGUACCUGCCAGGCUUUGCGGCUGCGUCAUCCACCAUCGCAUUUACCAUCAUCAGCUUCGCCAGCUUACCGUUAUGGCUGCUGUGGGAGGCGAAAAGACGCAAGGCGAAGACUGGACAUGCCAUGCCUCUACGAGCCAUGGAGGAUGCAGAACACAGUGCCAUUUCUGCAGCCAAUCUCGCUCGUCUUCAUGAACAGAAGGCGUAUGAGGAAAAAUACGUCAUGGAUAUGGACCAUGUACGCCAUGUUGAAGAGCUCCCCGACAACAAGGUUUAA